Molecule: messenger RNA, 1362 nt
Organism: Phaeodactylum tricornutum CCAP 1055/1
Lineage: Eukaryota; Bacillariophyta; Bacillariophyceae; Surirellales; Neidiaceae
Exons: 1
Coding region: 1-1362 (453 amino acids)
Source: RefSeq, a predicted model, not a curated record
AUGCCGCGACGAAGCGGGCGUCUCCAGCUCAACGAAGUGCUGGAAGAGUCCAAACGCACCGCCGACGAAUUCGUAGUCGUACCGCAGGCAGAUCCCGGCAACAACAGCGUCAUGGACGAAGGCGGGGCUUCUCCGUCGACGGUGACUGGCAGAAAACGUUCUAGGCAAUCAAAGGACGAUCAUUCUGACGGAGUAGGGGAUGAUUUCGGGGAGAAUGAUCUCGAGGAUAGCGACAAGGAAGAGGUGGGGAAGGAACCUGCAAAGCCUCGUGACGUGACGAGUAUUCUGUCCAAAUGGGGGCGCAAAGGUAUGAAAUCAAAAAGUAUGCACGCUAGCACCGGCACCAUUGAUGGUAGCGACACUUCUCCCAAUGGUUCAAGCGGAGUCCGGGAGGGCGAAAAUAGCACUUUGUCUAUUGGACGAAAAGACAAGGCUGAAGUGACGAAAGUUGCUCCGGAUGCGAUUCCGAAAAAGAAAGUCCCGAGGAAGACUAACGAUGCACCCUCUUCCGGCCCCUCUCUUUUGUCCAAUCUCACCCCCGGAAUUCGUCCGCCGCCAGUUAAUCCUCAAACUUCAAAGUCUAAUUCUUCUACAAAGUCGUCCGCUAUGCCUAGCAACAAAUCUACUUUACAUUCACAACCUGUAAAGACCAAAGAGUAUACACUACCCGCAUCAGUACGUACUCAACACAUUACAUCCGACUCCAACAAAACGGGAGACCUUCCACGAUCUACUCAAGAAUCAAGACAAGGUCUAGCACCACCGAAUAGUGCCACUCAAGCCCAACCCCCUACAAGAUUGAUAGCUUCGACCUCUCUACCAGGCCUCCGAGUCGAGGAACGAAGACUCAUGGCGCAGCUACAAGAUACUUGCCAUCGAAUCAGCGACAGCGGUGCCUUACCGCUUCCGAUGUCUCUAGCGGUAGAUGUUAGUGGAAGCUUCUUACAAAAUGCAGACAACCGUUUCGAUUUCUUCGAUACGAACAGUAACGGGGAAGUUGUUUUACAACGUCCCAAGCCGAUUUUUCCGGAGGAGUUCGCUGCCGGUAUGAGAGAGCACCCCUUGUCGUGGUGGGGCAUUGUGGAUCCACGCCUUGGCGAGAACAAAUAUCAGAAACUAGGAAAGGUACAGCAUCAAGCUCACGAUUCAGAACCCAGGCCAUCAACGUUUCCCCGGCCAGGUCGAGAGAUGAAUGCACAACAAUAUCACAACCAAGGUUGGGCAGGAAACGGAGGAGGCUUCGUGGGUGGCCCUAACGGUCGAGGCGGUUAUCGUAACAGCAGCCGACACGGUGGUGGCUAUGGGCGGCCCAGUGGCCACAAUGGAAACGGACCGCCACCCUCUUUUCGUGGACAACGCUAA